AUGGAACAAGCUAAUAGGUUAGUUAGUCUUCAAGAGGACAGAAUUGAACAAAUACAGGAAGCUCAAACUAAUUAUUUGAAAACACCCAAGUCUCGAAUAACAUUAAGUUACAUCGAAACUCGCCUCGAAACAUUGGAACAUUUAUACUGCUCGUUAACAAAGGGACACGAAGAAAUAUCUACGUUGAUCCUUCGUGGACAAAGAGGUUCUGUCGAUUAUUUUAGUCUAGAUAAAUGUAUUGAAUUAGAUGAACUUUAUACGAUUUAUAAGACUUCGUUAAAGGAAAAAAUAGUUGAAAUAAAUAAAGAAUUGACAACAAGUAAUGCACUUAGCCCGAGAACUAGUACAAGUACAGAAAUAAAGUUGCCUACGAUACAGAUACCCAUAUUUGCGGGUAGUUAUACGGACUGGCCAUCGUUUAGAGAUUUGUUUACAUCUAUCGUACACAAAAAUACAACUUUAGUAUCACCAGCGUCGUCAACCCCAUGCACAUUUUGUGAUGGUGAGCACUACAUUUUUCAAUGUUAUCAGUUUGUUAGACUAAACCUAGAACAAAGAACAGAAUUUGUGAAAGAAGACCAUUUAU
Messenger RNA from Papilio polytes (common Mormon), 586 nucleotides. RefSeq lists its product as uncharacterized. The transcript is spliced from 2 exons. The record is from RefSeq and is a predicted model, not a curated record. Lineage: Eukaryota; Metazoa; Arthropoda; Insecta; Lepidoptera; Papilionidae. The annotation marks the transcript as partial.